Messenger RNA from Gadus morhua (Atlantic cod), 1729 nucleotides. It is a transcript of the gene eif3eb, whose product is annotated as eukaryotic translation initiation factor 3, subunit E, b. The coding region runs from base 47 to 1384 and encodes 445 amino acids. The record is from RefSeq and is a predicted model, not a curated record. The transcript has 13 exons. Gene Ontology annotation, molecular function: translation initiation factor activity. Lineage: Eukaryota; Metazoa; Chordata; Actinopteri; Gadiformes; Gadidae. Gene Ontology annotation, cellular component: cytoplasm; eukaryotic translation initiation factor 3 complex.
UUUAUUCAGACACCUUGUUAAUAAAGUUCUUUUUGAAGCCGUAAAGAUGGCGGACUACGACUUGACCACCAAGAUAGCCCAUUUUUUGGACCGGCAUUUGAUUUUUCCCCUCUUGGAAUUCCUCUCCGUCAAAGAGAUUUACAAUGAAAAGGAACUCCUCCAAGGGAAGCUGGACCUUCUCAGCGACACAAACAUGGUGGAUUUCGCCAUGGAUGUGUACAAAAACCUCUACUCAGACAAGGACAUCCCACACACCUUGAAGGAGAAGAGGACCACAGUGGUGGCACAGCUGAAGCAGCUCCAGCAGGAGACGGAGCCCAUCGUCAAGAUGUUUGAGGACCCCGAGACCACGCGCCAGAUGCAGUCCACCAGGGAUGGGAGGAUGCUUUUUGACUACCUGUCGGAGAAACACAAUUUCCGUCAGGAGUACCUGGACACCCUUUACCGGUACGCCAAGUUCCAGUACGAGUGCGGUAACUACUCCGGGGCCGCGGAGUACCUCUACUUCUUCCGUGUGCUGGUCCCUGCCACGGACAGGAAUGCCCUGAGCUCUUUGUGGGGGAAGCUGGCCUCUGAGAUCCUCAUGCAGAACUGGGAGGCAGCGAUGGAGGACCUCACCCGCCUCAGAGAGACCAUCGACAACAACUCGGUGAGCUCCCCGCUCCAGUCCCUCCAGCAGAGGACCUGGCUCAUCCACUGGUCCCUCUUCGUGUUCUUCAACCACCCCAAGGGCCGGGACAACAUCAUCGAGCUCUUCCUCUACCAGCCCCAGUACCUGAACGCCAUCCAGACCAUGUGCCCCCACAUCCUGCGCUACCUGACCACCGCCGUCAUCACCAACAAGGACGUGCGCAAGCGCCGGCAGGUGCUCAAGGACCUGGUCAAGGUCAUCCAACAGGAGUCAUAUACCUACAAGGACCCCAUCACGGAGUUUGUGGAGUGCCUCUACGUGAACUUUGACUUCGACAGCGCCCAGAAGAAGCUGAGGGAGUGCGAGUCGGUUCUGGUGAACGACUUCUUCCUGGUGGCCUGUCUGGAGGACUUCAUCGAGAACGCCCGUCUCUUCAUCUUUGAGACUUUCUGCCGUAUCCACCAGUGCAUCAGCAUCAGCAUGCUGGCUGACAAGCUCAACAUGACCCCAGAGGAAGCCGAGAGAUGGAUCGUCAACCUCAUCCGGAACGCUCGACUAGAUGCCAAGAUAGACUCCAAACUGGGCCACGUGGUGAUGGGCAACAACGCGGUGUCGCCCUACCAGCAGGUCAUAGAGAAGACCAAGAGCCUGUCCUUCCGCAGUCAGAUGCUGGCCAUGAACAUCGAGAAGAAGCUGGCCCACAGUGCCCGCACUGAGACGCCAAACUGGGCCGCCACAGACACUGGCUUCUAAGGAUCAGCCAAUCAGAAGGAAGAGGAGGCUGAUGUGGUGUUUAUUCAGACUAUAUAUUAUAUCAGGUUCCUAAGAAACAUCUCUUUAAUACCACAUUCCCAGUAUAAUGUGGUCCUCGACUCUGGGGGACCUCAACAUUUGGAGUCCAGGCUAAAAUUAUUAAUAAUUCUUAUCUAUUCUUUUUAUGAUGCAACUUUGUCUUUGCCUUCUGAUCUGGCCAUAUCGAGUUGUCAAGGAAAAUAGAUAAGCAAUCGUCAUUAUGAGGGACUUUUUUUUAAACUGCAAAACAACCACAAUUGUUCCAUGCCAUCGACAAAAUAAAGAUUUUUGAGUCUCUUGAAAUAA